GUUAUCGCAGACGUCACGCGUCAUGCCUCCCAGCGACUCAGAUAACGACGACCUUGAGUUUGAACUUCGGACAAGCGACGUUGAAGCAGACGACGACAAUCAAGAUGACCUAGACGACGCAAUAUUCGCUGCAACACCUCAACCAGAUGCAGCCGACGACGUCACGGACGCGGACGAGGACUCCCCCUCGGAAGAUUCUGACGAGGAGGAUGAAGAGGAGGAGGAGGAGGACUCCUACAGGCCCUCUCCUCAUCAUGUGCCUAUGAAUGUUCGCCAGGAGAGCACAGAAGCCGUCUCAACACUUCCUCCUGAGGUUCAAAGCAUAAAACAUGAACAGUCUUCAUCUCAGCGAACUAGUCCCUCCCCAGCCGCGUCUUCCCCAAAAACUAGACAGCGUUCCCCCUCUCCUGCCGAGGUUCGCAAGCGCAUGCUUCUUCAUCCACCCGGGGCUGGCCCUAUUGUGUCACCACGGUCGUACACGGUCGAAGCUAUUUGCGCCAUCCCCCACCCCAGUCCUACACAUUCCUUGGCAUCGUCCUUUUGCAUGACCCAUCUGAUCACCGGCUCGGACGAUGGCUAUAUUCGUGACUACGACGUGUUCUCGUCUGUGAAUGGAAAAAUCACUUUAACAGCACCGCAACGACACCACUGCAACGUUGUCGAAGGCAAUAUGAAGGCGGGUCAGCUGCGCUAUUGGUGGGAGAAUCCAGAUAUGAUCAGCAGGCAUCCUCCAUUUCCGUCAGCGGAUGAGCCAUCACUCUCGCCAGUGUAUAGUCUUGCCAUACAUUCGGAUGCACUCUGGGCAUUGGCAGGCACCAAGCGCGGUCAUAUAAAUCUCUUCACGGUCCGGCAUGAACCUGGCCGUCUGGCACAUGUUCUAUCUGGAGCGCAUCGCGGAGCCAUAUCCGCUCUAGCUCUUGAUCAUCAUGAGAAGGGUUUCUUUAGUGCAGGCUGGGACGGAGAUGCGACACAAUGGGACCUGAACACGGGUCAAGUGGUUCGGAAGCUCACUUCACAUGGUGCGCAGCUUGUGGCGAUCGCGAUGAGGCCACUGAAUUCGCACUAUUCGCCGCGAAGCCCUGCGUCAUUCACGGACUUGACUUCUGACGGACGCCUAAGACACAAUGUGCGGUCUGGUUCCCAUGCUAUGUCUGAUGCACACAAGGAGCAACCAGCCUCUGCCGGCAAUAGCCUGGAAGGUGCUCAGUCCCCAGUAGAGGAGACGCGGAUCCCCCAGACCAACCAUAACAGCAAUUUAGCGACCCAGAACUCUGUAUCUUCCCCUCGUAACCAAGAUUCGGAUGCGAAAUCUGAUGCAUCUUUCGACCCCUUGUUUGACGACGAAAUGGACGCUGAUGGGGAGCCUGAUCACGACCCUUCGACCGUAGACGCCACUGGUCAAACCCCAGGUCAGAGUGUUCCAACUGCCAAUAGCAUGCAUUCCAAACUUGCAAUACCAGGUUCAGCCCGAGCACACGAUGUCAAUUCCGCGCCAGCCGGCCGAAACACGCAGCCAUCUGUUCCUCUUCCUAAAAAUGCACCGCCGCUACUUGAUUCUUCCACGAGCGCGUUGUUUUCCCCAGACAUUUUAAUGAUCGCGGCUAUUGAUGGGCAAGUUAUGCUUUGGGAUAAACGCAUCAAUGACCCCGGGAAAGGGGUAGGACGACUUUGGUUGAGCGAGAAGACGCCGCCGUGGUGUCUGUCUGCCUGUUGGUCUGCAGAUGGCGGGCAAAUCUAUGCGGGAAGACGUAAUGGGACAGUAGACGUGUGGGAUGUUCGACUGCUUGGCCGUUCUGGGCCUAAUAGCACCCCACGGCUCCUCAAAAGCUUGCGAAACCCGGUGAGCUCAGGCGUUGUCUCUUGCGUGGUCCCGUUCCCGGAUGGACGGCACAUAGCUUGCGCUUCGACAGACAACAUCCGACUUUGGAAUGCGGCUGACAGCGGCGAGGCUGAUGGAAGCGCUCGAUCCAGGGGCGGUGUCCAGUUUAAAAUCAUACCUGGACAUCAUGGAGGCUACGUCUCUCAGAUGCUUGUGGAUCCGUGUGGACGAUUCCUGGUGAGUGCAAGUAGUAACCGGGGCUGGCAUGGGGAGUCUACGCGGACUGUGUUCGUGCACGACAUCAAAGCGGUCAUGUAAGAAUGUAUUGUGCGCAAUGCGCAUGCUGUAAUUAUAACGCGGGGGAGGAGGAAAAUGUAUUGGAAC
This is a messenger RNA of Coniophora puteana RWD-64-598 SS2, 2203 nucleotides long. Its product is annotated as WD40 repeat-like protein. The record is from RefSeq and is a predicted model, not a curated record. Lineage: Eukaryota; Fungi; Basidiomycota; Agaricomycetes; Boletales; Coniophoraceae. The transcript is spliced from 8 exons. The coding region runs from base 23 to 2137 and encodes 704 amino acids. Gene Ontology annotation, molecular function: protein binding.